AUGUCGUAUGGGAUUUGCCAAAAGGACGUUGCUAUUGCAUUGGAUCUGAAGAUGCCUUUCUAUAGUGAACCAGCUGUUUUCGCCGCUCUUCUCUUCGCAGUUCAUCCGAUUCACUGUGAAGCGGUGGCUGGCGUUGUUGGACGAGCUGACGUUCUUGUGGCCAUAGCAGUACUGGCUGGCAUUCUUUUGUACUACAAAACUCAGAGUGCGGCUGUAGCAGCUAUCUGUACAGUUGUCGCCGUUUGUUUCAAGGAGACCGGGAUAAUGUUACCACCAUUGCUCGUCGUUUUCCUUCUACUAAAGCCUUCAAAGGUAUCGAGACCGUCGUUAGAUUAUGGUAGCGCUGCCCUGCCGGUCUCUCACUUGCCCGUUGUGUCUCGUUUUUCGUGUCUCGUUUUAUCUACCGCUAGAUGUCCUUGUCCUUGUAAUAUCCAAGGUGUCGUCUUUAACGCGUGA
Cooperia oncophora is the source of this 456-nucleotide messenger RNA. The record is from the annotation of a GenBank genome assembly. Lineage: Eukaryota; Metazoa; Nematoda; Chromadorea; Rhabditida; Trichostrongylidae.